Messenger RNA from Cladocopium goreaui, 915 nucleotides. The record is from the annotation of a GenBank genome assembly. Lineage: Eukaryota; Dinophyceae; Suessiales; Symbiodiniaceae.
AUGGCAGAAUCCACGACACAGGAGGGGAACGCUAAGUGCGUCAUGUGCGGUCAUGGCUAUGGAAGUGCCCAAGGGCGACAACAUGGCCGCUCCUUCAAAUGUUGGAACUGUCUGAACGUGGAGCAGACAAUACGGCGACACCUCGGCAUGACCGCGGACUUGGCCGAGUUCUCCCAAGCGGAGACAGAGAAUUUCUUCCGGGAAGCCAAGAGCGCGAAGGGGACCGAAGGCAAGGUGAUUGCCAAGGGAGAAUCGGUGGCAGUGGCAGAACAAGAAGCCCUCAAGCUUUGUCGGGAAAGUCGUGGGAAGGCGCAAGAAUGGAUUCGAGCCGCAAAGGAAACGGUACGCCUGCAGGAUCAGAACAAGGAGAAAGGGGAAGACGCCCAAGAGGCACUUGUGGCCUUGCCGUGUGACGCGUCCGAUGUGAAGGUGCUGUUGAAGCAAAGCACGGAGGCCCAAAAAUCUUUGCGUGAGAGCUUUCCCCAGCCAAAGGCUAAGGCCAAAGCGGAGGCCACCGGAGUAAUUGCUCGGCUGCGGGACGAUGGCAAGGGUGUGACCACGUGCCGUGCCCCAGCUGUGAAGUUUCCGGUUGCGCACAAGAUGCUGCAAGCCGUCAAACUGCCAGGGCCUAAGGGCCUCACGGUGCAUUGUAAUUCCUUGUCGAUGCUGGUGGCGGAAAAGGUUCAGCGAUCGCCCCUAUAUGCGACCUUGCUGCAGGCAGCUAUGAAGGCAUCGCAGAGUCAGUUGAAAGAUGGACGGGCCAAGUGCUCGGUGUUCUACGUGAACAGCCAGAGACGGCCAAGAGAGUGGGACUGCCCACGUCGGCAUUGUUUGCAAAUGGCAUUGAGAUCGGAUGUGUCGAAUUUGGGCGAGGCACCUUCCUGCGCAUCUCCAAAACUGUUUGUGUUGAAAUAA